AUGUUGAGUCUACGUCUUCAAAUAUCCAAGUUCAGCAAACUGUCCAAGGAGGUGCAGUAUUCUUCACAUGUCCAAGAAAUUCUGAGGAUACAUCUUCCAUUUUUGGCAUCCAGUGGACGAGGGCUGGGCGGACCACGGUAAGGAUACUUGGACUGGAGGAGUUCGUUGAUCCACAAAUUCGAAAUCGUGUCCACAUUCACAAUACCUACACAUGGUAUCUGAGUAACAUUCAACAAUCGGAUGGAGGUUUGUACACAUGCUCGCUUUAUCAGACGCAUAUGGUCAACGGUACGGCAUCCUCAAAAUGGAAAGUGGUUGCGCGGAUAUAUCUCGAUGUACAGGGUAAGCAACAUACCAGAACCCACGCGAUCCCCUAAAUAAUUCAAAUCUUUUAUGUUCAAAAUCAUUUUAUGGCAAAACCUAUCCCGAUCAACUGUGGCCCAGUUUGUCGUGUUUGACAGUCCCACAUAUCUUGACUGAUUUCUCGCGGUUCGAAUCCUUUCAACGUUUUUAUCUGGUUUCCAGACCGUCUGCAAUUCCCACUGACUGUUUGCAAAGAUAUAUUUGAGACAUUCUCGAAGUUGGUUUCCUUCAGUUUCCUGUCUUUCUGUCAUCAUUUAUCGACCAAUUUAAGGCAACCAGACAAUUAAGCUGAAC
Messenger RNA from Opisthorchis viverrini, 657 nucleotides. RefSeq lists its product as hypothetical. The annotation marks the transcript as partial. The record is from RefSeq and is a predicted model, not a curated record. The transcript has 2 exons. Lineage: Eukaryota; Metazoa; Platyhelminthes; Trematoda; Opisthorchiida; Opisthorchiidae.